AGCCUUUUAUUGCGUAAUAGUGUCACAAUGUAUGUAUAUAAAUGACCUACUGUUUUCUUUUGCUUUUUUUUAUUUCCUUUCUUUCUCUAAAUAAAAAAACAAUGCCCGACGAUAAAAAGGUUAAGCCUACUUUCUGGAAUCCACGUGUGGAUCCUGAUACCAUCAAAUUUCCCAAAAGCGAAUCGUUUGAUAGACCAAGAGUCAUUGAUUUCUCGGAUGUUGCCUGGAACAGAAAGAAUGAAUUCUGGACACAAAAAGAGCCCAUGACCGAAAUCGACUAUCGUAAAAAGAAAUAAACACGUUAUUCCAUAUAGUUUGGAUUUUUUAUAAAUAUGAGAUAGUAAAUAAAAUAAAAAGAGAGGAGGAAAGGGGAAGGAAGAGGGGAUGCAGUUGAGUAUGUGUAUAAAACAAGAAUAAAACUUAUUCAGGAGCAUGAGAAAAGAGGUAAGAAACAGAUUCACCGUUAUGAGUUCUACGAAUGGCUUCAGCAAGAGUAGGUGAAAUGUCAAUGACGUCAAGUUUAGGACAAAUGGCCAUCUUGUCUUGGUGAGGAAUGGUGUUGGUCACCACAAGCUUUUCAAUGACAGAUUCGUUAAUGACCUUGAUGGCCUUGCCAGAAAGAAUACCAUGAGCAACAAUCGCGUACACUUUAACGGCACCGUUCUCAACA
Molecule: messenger RNA, 670 nt
Organism: Mucor mucedo
Lineage: Eukaryota; Fungi; Mucoromycota; Mucoromycetes; Mucorales; Mucoraceae
Exons: 2
Coding region: 42-296 (84 amino acids)
Source: RefSeq, a predicted model, not a curated record